AAAUGGGUAUUCAAUGUACAUAAAUAUUUAUUAUUAUUUAUUUAUCACUAUAGUCAUAAUUAAAUUUCCUUACUCCGUAGUAGUUGUUGACUAAAGUUGUACUCACGUCAUUCAAGACUUGUGAUUGAUAAUAAUUGUAUGCAAUCAAAUAAUUAUAUUUCAUUACGAAUUACGAUAAUCCCAGAUGUCAGUUUACAUUAAUGACAUUCGCAUAGAACGUAUAUAACUCGUAGCAAACCUCUGUAGGUUAAUUUUUAUUUUGUCAAAAUUGAAUAGAAAGGAAAUUUAAACUUCAUAUAAAAAAUGAGUAUUAAAAAACCUCCCAUACCACAGUGUCCUAUAGUACCAGUAGAAGAAGAAAUCGAAGAAGAUUUAAAAACUAUAGAUGAAACUGAAGCUCCAUUGUUAACAGAUGAUGCUAAGGUUUUAUUAGAAUCUAUUGGGACCGAAGUGAUUAAAAAUGAUACUCAAGAAGCAGCUCAAAAGCUCGUUGACAAUGUGGAUGAAUUAGAACAAACAAUUACUACAUUAGAUAAGAAGUAUAAUGAAUUGAUGACUUGUGAGAAAGAAUUAGAAGAAAUUGAAGAAGAAAUCGAUAAACAAAUUAAAGAAAUGACUAGUUAUAUAUCUGAAAUUCAAUCAAGUCCUACUCCUGCAGUAAAGUAAACACAUUUAAUUAUAUUAUAUUAAAUGGAUUAAUAAUUACUUCUAUUUUUUUAUUUGUACAAUUUAAAAUGUAUCACUUACAAAAUGUUAUAAUAAAAAUGAGAUCUUGUCAAAAAGAUAAGUUAUAUUUUUGUUAUAAAAUGUAUACAAUAAAAAUCUGUUAUUUAAGUAAAAAUGCCAAUAAAGAAAUUAAAUAAAAUGUAUAUAUUUUUAUAAA
Myzus persicae (green peach aphid) is the source of this 883-nucleotide messenger RNA. RefSeq lists its product as uncharacterized. The record is from RefSeq and is a predicted model, not a curated record. NCBI's taxonomy places the organism in Eukaryota, Metazoa, Arthropoda, Insecta, Hemiptera, Aphididae. The transcript has 3 exons. Bases 304 to 666 code for a protein of 120 amino acids.